AUUAAAAAAAAAAAAAAAGAAGGAGUCAUCUGACAAUUUAACUCCACCCUUACUUGAGUAACUUCAGUUCAGAAUUGUUCAUUAUGUUCAGAUUCCCACACCUACCAGACGAAAUGGGCAAGUUUAAGUAUACUUACUAUUUUGUUUUAACCCUGAGCUUCAUUUCAGUUCUGUUUUAUAUGAACAGACAAACAGAGGAUGAAAGAUAUAUCUAUGCCAAGCCUCAAGAUUCUUCUAAGCCAGAAAUGAAAUCACGGCUGGACACUGAAGAAAACGGGAGAUGUGAGGGGAAGAGUCACACAAACCCGAUGCCACCGAAGCUGACGCUCAGACAGUAUGCCAGAAAGAAGCUUGUUUAUGACCUGUGCAGCACAAAAACCAUAUUGGACACCAGAAGCAAAUGGCAGACAUUUGACCAAAUUCCCAAGAGGGAGUUGCACAAUUUGCUUGUAGACGACCGGCAUGGAAUAAUCUACUGCUAUGUUCCAAAAGUUGCCUGCACUGCAUGGAAACGGAUCAUGAUUGUUCUGAGUGAGAGUCUGAAGGUGCAUGGUGUACCUUACAGGGUCCCUGCAGACGUCCCCAUCGAAGACGUUCAUGGAUCCUCUCUACAGCACCUUAACGAAUACCCGAAGGUAGUGAUAAAACAAAAACUUGAGACAUACAAAAAGUUCAUAUUUGUCAGAGAUCCAUUUGUUAGACUGAUUUCAGCCUACAGAGAUAAGUUAGAAAGCCCAAAUCAGAUAUAUUAUGAAAGAAUAGGGAUGGACAUAUUACGCACUUUUGGAAAUGUCUCUAAUCCGCCAGCAUCAGUAGAGAAAGCCCAUGCUGAUGGCAUUGUUCCUUCUUUCUACAACUUUAUCCAAUAUAUACUGAGCCUCCCAGCAGGCAACGACACAGUAUUUGAUGAACAUUGGCGACAAACAAUUAACUUGUGCCAUCCCUGCCUGAUUAAUUAUGACUUUAUCGGGAAGAUGGAAACCAUCGAGGAAGAUGCUGCUCAACUGCUACGAAUUCUCCAUGUUGAUAACAUUGUCGACUUUAAACCAUGGGUCAAAAGUCAAACGGACCUACGUGAGAUCAUGACCUGGUUUGCCAACAUCCCCUUGGAGUGGAGGAGGAAACUCUACAAAGUUUAUGAGGAAGACUUCAGACUGUUUGGAUAUGAAAAUCAUGAACACCUAGACAAUCUCCAUCUUGAAAACAUCACCUGAAUUGUUUGUUGUGUUCUGUAGUGUGACUGUUUGUUCAUUUGUAGGGGAAUCCUGUGCUAGGACUUGACGUUGGUAACUUAGUCUCCUUUACUGAUUUGAAUGGCAUGGGUGUUAUGGUGAUGGAAAAUAUUAUUCCUCGUUUUCACAUUACAGUUGAUCUGUUUUAAGCUUCAUCUUAAUAUGCCAACAGUCUAAGUAGAAAAUGUUUCUUGUUGCGUUACAUGAAAUGAGGUCCAAAGAUGCUAGCAGACACCAUUUCAUGUUGUACUUAACCUUUUCACCUAAUACUAUUUUGUCAAGCCAGGUUUUGUGACAGAAUUUUUCUGUGGAUUUAUGCCUCACUAGAAUUUUCAUUAGUAGACCAAGCUCAAUAUUCACUCACCCCUUUCUUUAUCAGAGUCCUUUCUGAAAGUAUAUUGCUAUUUCUAGAGGAGCUUUUGUUCCAAACUUAUAAAAUGUAUCACUUGUCUAUCCUUUAAUGGUGUUUCAAGUAGCUCAUGGCUCAGUAGUACAUGGCUAAGUAAGUUCUAAGGAAGUAAAUAAUAUUUAUUAUUAUUAUUAUCUGUGGAACUAUAUUAGUGAAUAGUACAACCCCAAUUCUAAAAAAGUUGUGAUGCUGUGUAAAAUGUAAAUAAAAACAGAAUGCAAUGAUUUGUCUCAUAAACCACUUUGGUAUUCACAAUAGAACAUGUUCGCAAUGUCUGUAAUGUAAGACACCUAAGAGAGUGCUACAGGUAGACAGGAAGGACAGUUGAUUAAAAAUAGCAGUAGUUGAAACUGCCAGUUUUAUCACUAUUUAUCUGUAAAAUAAAUAAAUUUAAAAAAUCAUGUCCAUACAGCAUUUAAUGUCAUAAACACCUUCAAACAGAUUUGUCAGAGAACAGCUGUUUGAAUUUACAGGAAAAUAAAGCUGUUUGUUGUCAGUAUAACCGUGAUAUGCUAAGC
Ictalurus punctatus (channel catfish) is the source of this 2159-nucleotide messenger RNA. Its product is annotated as carbohydrate sulfotransferase 12-like. Gene Ontology annotation, biological process: carbohydrate biosynthetic process; proteoglycan biosynthetic process. Lineage: Eukaryota; Metazoa; Chordata; Actinopteri; Siluriformes; Ictaluridae. Gene Ontology annotation, molecular function: sulfotransferase activity. Gene Ontology annotation, cellular component: membrane. The coding region runs from base 84 to 1214 and encodes 376 amino acids. The record is from RefSeq and is a predicted model, not a curated record. The transcript has a single exon.